CUCCUGUUCUUGUGUUUUCAGAGUACAGAUCUGACCAGCACAGUUGGCUAUGACAGCAUCAUUCAACAUCUGAAUGAUGGCAGGAAGAACUGCAAGGAGUUUGAAGACUUUCUGAAGGAAAGGGCAAUUAUAGAAGAAAAAUAUGGCAAAGAGCUCAUUAACUUGUCGAAGAAGAAGCCCUGUGGGCAGACGGAACUGAACACACUGAAGAGAUCUCUGGAUGUUUUCAAGCAACAGAUAGACAAUGUGGGACAAGGUCACAUCCAGUUGGCUCAAACCCUUCGGGAAGAAGCAAAGAAAAUGGAGGAGUUCAGAGAAAAGCAAAAACUGCAUCGGAAGAAGAUCGAGCUGAUAAUGGAGGCGAUACACAAAAACAGGAAUUUGCAGUACAAGAAAACCAUGGAGGCCAAGCGGCUCUACGAGCAGCGCUGCAGGGAUAAGGAUGAGGCGGAACAGGCUGUGCAUCGCAACGCAAACCUGGUGACGCAGAAGCAGCAGGAGAAGCUAUUCCUGAAGCUGGCUCAGACAAAAUCAGCUCUAGAGGACUCUGACAGAAGUUACCAGCAAAGUGUUACCACUCUGGAGAAGAUCCGGGAAGAAUGGCAGAAAGAGCACAUCAAAGCUUGCGAGUUCUUUGAGACUCAGGAGUGCGAGCGGAUCAACUACUUCCGCAACGCCCUCUGGCUUCAUGUCAACCAGCUCUCCCAGGACUGUGUCCAGACUGAUGAGAAAUAUGAGGAAAUCCGCAAGAGUUUAGAAAUGUGCAGCAUUGAGAAGGAUAUUGAUUUUUUUGUAAAUUUACGCAAAACUGGAAGUUUGGCUCCAGCUCCUGUUGUUUAUGAAAACUACUAUAAUACACAGAGAAAUGCAGCUCCAGUGAGAAGUCCUGUUCCCGUACCUAUAUCGAGGAGGGGACCUCUACCCACCCCGACCAGCGCACCAGGUGAGCCUGAUUAUGCCACAGUUGACGGCUACAGCUUGAUACAUCACUAAUAACCACAGUUCUCCAUGUAGAAGAUGGCCAGCGUGGCAGAGGUGGUGUUUCCAGUUAUUCCGGGCCACAUAGAGCUGAAGUGCUUCUCUGUUUUAAAAAAGUAUUUGGGGACUCUGCUAAUUAUUUGUACAUUCAGAAAGUGCCUGCUAAAUAUCUGUGCCUUUGAUCAGCAAACUCCUUGGACGGAUAUCCCACCUUCACACUCAGGGGAAGAAAAGGAAUAUAAGCGGUGGACCCAGGCACAAGGGCGAUACGUGUCGGAAGAAGUUUUUUGAUUUGAAGUUCUAAAGUGCAGCCAUGUGGGAGAGGCUGGAGCCUCCCACCCUCCAGAUAACUAAGAAGUCAGAUGUGUCGAGGGGAGCACUGUGUGAUACCUUCGGGCACGCUGGCUUGUGUUCAGGGCAGAUGUAUCCCACUCAGCUUUCAGGGUACACUUUUGCCUGUUUCUAAAGUCUUUCAUUAAUGGUCAUUAAACUUGUAAUUUAGGCUUAAUUUUGGUCAUGCCUCUCAGGGAGCUUCCUUAGAGGAGCGCCAGCGGUUACACCAAGUGUCUGGCUUCGCUGUAGACGUGCUCCAGGCUCAAGCGUUGGUACUGGAAGCUGAUUUGCAUCUUGCCUUGUGCAGCAAUCCCCAGAGCAGCUACUUAGUAAGAGGCUACGUAGAGCUAACUAGUAAUAGGCUGUGCCACUGCAAACCUGCUGGGAAGUCCUGCACCCUGCAGAGUUCUUGGGGAUCUGAAGGAUGUCAGUCGGCUCUUGCAACUGUCUUUCCAAUGAGGGGCUUGUGUUUUUUUAGAUUAAUGGUAUAGCUUGUCAUUGCUAGGCUCUGGAGAUGCACAUUUGAUUAACUUCUAGGAAUACCUAAAUUUUGGACUUGUUCUGACUAAGCACCACUGGAAACAAAUUUACCUACUAAUGGGCUGGACCCAUGAAACUCCUGUUCUGACAAGGUCUCCUCAAAAUUUCUGCCUUUUUUAUUUACCGUAUGUACAAUCAUGGCUUUGAUUCAGAAGCUUACAUGCCUCAGGGCUGCUGGUUUCUCUGAAGUCCCUGUGUGCAGUGUUGCUUAACAGCACCUCAGUGCCUUACAACACUGGAUACAGGGACACAGGACAUGGGGAGCAGCACACAAUUUAGCGGGCUGAACCUGCUGCCAGGUGCUUAAUUUUGGAGCACCAGGAGUUGCUAGUUGUAUCAUGUUCUUCAAGUUGAAUAUGCGGGACUUCAGUAUGUGCCCAAGCCCACUGGUCCCCAGGGGAUUUACUGAAUUUCCUUGUGUGGAGAAGAUGACUGUGAGCUUUAACACCUGUCCUGCUGCAUUAUAGUGAACUAUGCAAAGUGCACAUGUCAAGGAAUCAGUUGUCCUAUUUUAUUUCCUAAAGACCAAGUGUACAAAUAAUCUCCUGAAGGAGCCUGCUGUAGUCUUAGUUCCUUAAAUACAUAUUUAAAAAAUAAGUUUCGA
This is a messenger RNA of Falco peregrinus (peregrine falcon), 2455 nucleotides long. RefSeq names its product proline-serine-threonine phosphatase interacting protein 2 (gene PSTPIP2). Gene Ontology annotation, biological process: actin filament polymerization. Gene Ontology annotation, molecular function: actin filament binding. The record is from RefSeq and is a predicted model, not a curated record. Gene Ontology annotation, cellular component: plasma membrane; actin filament; cytoplasm. NCBI's taxonomy places the organism in Eukaryota, Metazoa, Chordata, Aves, Falconiformes, Falconidae. The annotation marks the transcript as partial. The transcript is spliced from 14 exons.